Oncorhynchus masou masou (cherry salmon) is the source of this 420-nucleotide messenger RNA. Its product is annotated as keratin-associated protein 4-11-like. Lineage: Eukaryota; Metazoa; Chordata; Actinopteri; Salmoniformes; Salmonidae. The annotation marks the transcript as partial. The record is from RefSeq and is a predicted model, not a curated record. The transcript has a single exon.
UACGUAUACGUCUGUGAGCGUGAAUACUGUAUCUCCAUCUGUGAGUAUGUAUACGUCUGUGAGCGUGAAUACUGUAUCUCCAUCUGUGAGUACGUAUACGUCUGUGAGCGUGAAUACUGUAUCUCCAUCUGUGAGUACGUAUACGUCUGUGAGCGUGAAUACUGUAUCUCCAUCUGUCAGUACGUAUACGUCUGUGAGCGUGAAUACUGUAUCUCCAUCUGUGAGUACGUAUACGUCUGUGAGCGUGAAUACUGUAUCUCCAUCUGUGAGUACGUAUACGUCUGUGAGCGUGAAUACUGUAUCUCCAUCUGUCAGUACGUAUACGUCUGUGAGCGUGAAUACUGUAUCUCCAUCUGUGAGUACGUAUACGUCUGUGAGCGUGUGGGAGACCUUUUCUUCACGGCUGGAGUGGCCUUUUAG